AUGGCCUUGCUCUGGCUUCUCCUCUGCUUCACCCUCAUCAGGACCUCCCCUGGUUCUGGAGCCCCUGCCAGUGAACCGGAGCUGAGCAUUGUACCCAAGAUCAUCAAUACGACAGACACGCUUCCUGGCUCCGCACCCUGGCUUGUGGCUGUGAUGACUGCAAAUACGAUCCCAUUUUGUUGGGGUGCCCUCAUCAACGAGAACUGGGUGAUCACUGCCGCCCACUGCAAUGUCACGACAUCUGACUUGGUUGGGGUUGGGCUGUAUGACCCACGCUCAGGUAAAGACCUCCAGAUCCUGCAGAUUGCUCAGGUUUUUAUAUACCCCCAUGUGUACUGGAGUGUUGUUGACAAUGACAUCGCUCUGCUGAAGCUGGAAAGCGCUGCCCGCUUCUCCAGGACAGUGUACCCAGCAUUGCUGCCCACGGCUUCUGACCGCUUCCGUCCGGGGCGUCUGUGCGUCACCAUGGGCUGGGGGCUCGCCCACCCUAAUGCCAGCGAUCACCCCAGGGAGCUGCAGAAGACUAAGGUGCCCCUCCUGAACAACACCGAGUGUAGGAGGCACUGGGACUGGAUAAUCACUGAUGCCAAGAUGUGUGCCGGGGCCAAUAGUUUCUCUUGCUGGGAAGUCGACUCUGGAGCCCCCUUAAUCUGUAGGAAGAAAAAAGUCUUGUACUUGGUGGGGGUCAUGUCAUUUAUGAGUGAAACCUGCCCCACCCUUAAACCUCUGGUGUUCACUCGAAUCACUAAGAUCAUAUCGUGGAUUCAGGAGACCAUGGCCAACAACUGA
Molecule: messenger RNA, 789 nt
Organism: Talpa occidentalis (Iberian mole)
Lineage: Eukaryota; Metazoa; Chordata; Mammalia; Eulipotyphla; Talpidae
Product: chymotrypsinogen B-like
Exons: 7
Coding region: 1-789 (262 amino acids)
Biological process (GO): proteolysis
Molecular function (GO): serine-type endopeptidase activity
Source: RefSeq, a predicted model, not a curated record